Lycium ferocissimum is the source of this 869-nucleotide messenger RNA. RefSeq names its product NADH dehydrogenase [ubiquinone] iron-sulfur protein 7, mitochondrial. The transcript has 2 exons. NCBI's taxonomy places the organism in Eukaryota, Viridiplantae, Streptophyta, Magnoliopsida, Solanales, Solanaceae. Bases 1 to 606 code for a protein of 201 amino acids. The record is from RefSeq and is a predicted model, not a curated record. Gene Ontology annotation, biological process: mitochondrial respiratory chain complex I assembly; aerobic respiration; electron transport coupled proton transport. Gene Ontology annotation, molecular function: quinone binding; NADH dehydrogenase (ubiquinone) activity; 4 iron, 4 sulfur cluster binding.
AUGGCGUUUAUCGCUCGAAACGCGAAAAUGCUCACCGGAACGACACCGUUCCUUCAAAGAACAGCGACGAUGACGUCACUGGCCGCAAACACUGGCUCACAACCACCGGCGAUGACGUCACCGGCGGGAAUAUCGAAACCAGCUGAAUAUGUGAUAUCUAAAGUAGACGAUCUGAUGAAUUGGGCUAGGCGUGGUUCAAUUUGGCCUAUGACGUUUGGAUUGGCGUGUUGUGCUGUUGAAAUGAUGCACGCUGGUGCUGCGCGUUACGAUUUCGAUCGAUUUGGGAUUAUAUUUAGACCUAGCCCUAGACAAUCUGAUGUUAUGAUUGUUGCUGGUACACUUACCAACAAAAUGGCACCUGCUCUACGCAAGGUCUAUGAUCAAAUGCCCGAGCCAAGGUGGGUCAUUUCAAUGGGGAGCUGUGCAAACGGUGGAGGGUACUACCAUUACUCAUAUGCUGUCGUGCGAGGCUGUGACAGGAUUGUCCCUGUCGACAUUUAUGUUCCAGGUUGCCCACCUACUGCCGAGGCCCUUCUGUACGGAAUUCUUCAACUUCAGAAGAAGAUAAAUAGGCGCAAGGAUCUCCUUAUGUGGUGGACUCAAUAAGAGCUUUAUAUGGCCUUUGCCCAGUACUUACUAUGCAAGGGGAGAGAUCAUCUUGUUUUUCUUUUGAGUGAACUAUGGGUCUCUCUGAACCUUCUAUGCUUAUUUUGUAUGUUAAUCCUAUAUUUAGUGGUACGAUUUAAGCUUUCUGCAGUUGAUACUUUAAUAAAGCUGCUGUGCAUCCUCUAAAAAAUGAGGAAUGGAUUGCAGCCGAAUUCAAAUGUUUUGGUUGUGAAGUGUAAUUGAUAGAUUGAAACUUGAACCCA